AUGGCCUCCUUCAGCCUAGGCAACGUCCCACACUUCCGCCCAUCCCACAUUUUCCCACUGCUCGGAGGUGUUGGAAUGGUGCUCGGCGCUGUUCUACCAUUAACAAAUCCACCCAAUGCCAUUCGAACAUUUGGUCUGCCUGAGCACAUUGCCCGCUCAGGGCCUGCACAAGCCUGCUUUACUAUUUACGGCUCGAGGGCUGCAUCCCUUGGCGCAGCGCUGUUCAUUUUCUACUAUCAGGGGAAACUCAAGGCGGUCGACACUAUCCUAUCGCUCCAGGCGUAUGCAGGUAUCGUCGACGCGUAUGUAUGCUGGAAGGAGGGCGUACCACGGAAAGCAGUUGCUAGACUCGCGACAGGGCUGCUCGUAGGUGCAUGGGGUAUCAUGGGCUUGACAGCGGGAGACAGUACAGUCUAG
Messenger RNA from Cyphellophora attinorum, 417 nucleotides. RefSeq lists its product as uncharacterized. The coding region runs from base 1 to 417 and encodes 138 amino acids. The record is from RefSeq and is a predicted model, not a curated record. The transcript has a single exon. Lineage: Eukaryota; Fungi; Ascomycota; Eurotiomycetes; Chaetothyriales; Cyphellophoraceae.